AUGUCUAUCGGCACCAAGACCGAGAUCUCGGCCUCCAAUUUUGAGACAGACGUUGAGUCAGUCCGUACCGAAUCCAGCUUUCGCCUCUAUCGCCUGAUCGACAGUGCCAGGCUGGGCCUCACAGUCCUUGCUCUUGCGGCUGGCCUGACAAUCCUCGGGCUGUCGGCAGAUACCAUUGCUGUCUACCAUGCCACCUACGUCCCAGAGGAUUGGUUCCUGCAACUAUGGCCCUCCGACUUUGACAUGGGUCCCAGCAUCGCUCUGGUAGUAGGCGGCGCCCUGGUUGUUGUAGCCAAUCUUGUUUCGCUGAUCGCUGGCAAGAUUCCGACUGCCCGCGGAAAUGCUGCUAUUAGAGCUGUCUUCAAAUUUACACCCCCAGCUAUCGCGUUGAUCGCUGCCAUCAUUUCCAUGUCCUUCUUUUAUGGAGUCAAUGCAUCAACCACCAACGAUUCUCUACAGAGCUGGACUUGUCGCUGGAAGGAUGUGACCAUGACCGUGCAGCCUCAUUUCGGCACGCUGUGCAAGCAGAGCAAGGCCAGCGUUGGGCUUGCUGUCAUGUUAGUGCCCGUAGAGGUUAUCAUCCUAGGGUUGGCGGCAUAUCAAUUCGUUCUGGAGAAACGCUUCAGCAUGACCUCGCAUGGGUCUGGGCGUAAAGCGGGAAGCCCUGCCUUGUCCUGA
Messenger RNA from Fusarium poae, 678 nucleotides. RefSeq lists its product as uncharacterized. NCBI's taxonomy places the organism in Eukaryota, Fungi, Ascomycota, Sordariomycetes, Hypocreales, Nectriaceae. The coding region runs from base 1 to 678 and encodes 225 amino acids. The transcript has 2 exons. The record is from RefSeq and is a predicted model, not a curated record.